UUUAAUAACAGAAAUUCGAAUCAAGUAUCACUGGAUAGAACAAAAUUUAUCUAUUUAUGCGUUUUACAACCCUUCCUCAAAGCUUCCGUUCUCGGACUUCCUCGACCUAUCGAUAACGCUUUCUCAGGCGGCCGGAUGGCCUCUCUAUCGUCGAGAAGCGAAGAGUCUUCCAGGAACGCAGCAUCCGCAAUCGACGUGGUUGAGUCCCGCAGACGUGAUCGAAUUCUCUCGAGCAAGCUUUACUUCGAUGUGGAUAAUUCCAAGGUUCCACUGAUUUAUUCUUCUUCGUAUGACAUUGCGUUUCUUGGCAUUGAAAAGAUGCAUCCUUUUGAUUCUUCUAAAUGGGGUCGCAUCUGCCACUUUCUAAUUACUGAUCUUGUUCUGAACAAAAAGGAUAUUAUUGAACCUCUGGAGGCUAAGAAGGAAGAUCUUCUAGUGGUUCAUUCAGAAGCAUACCUAAAUAGUUUAAAAAGCAGCUUGAAUGUUGCCACAAUAGUUGAGGUGCCUCCUGUUUCUUUAUUGCCCAACUGUCUGGUGGAUAAGCAUGUUCUUCACCCAUUUCGGAAACAGGUUGGAGGAACUAUUUUGGCUGCCAAGCUUGCAAAAGAGAGAGGAUGGGCUAUCAAUGUGGGUGGUGGGUUUCAUCAUUGUUCUGCAAAAAAAGGGGGUGGAUUCUGUGCUUAUGCCGACAUCUCUCUUUGCAUUCACUUUGCCUUCAUACGUUUGAAUAUUUCAAGGGUGAUGAUAAUAGACCUUGAUGCUCAUCAAGGAAAUGGCCAUGAAAAAGAUUUUUCUGAUGACAGAAGAGUGUACAUUCUCGAUAUGUACAAUCCAAAUAUAUAUCCAUUUGAUUAUGAGGCCAGAAGAUAUAUCAAUCAGGAAGUUGAAGUAGUGAGUGGAACAUCAACAAACGAGUAUUUGUCUAAACUUGACGAAGCACUCACGGUUGCUGCUGGUGCCUUUGACCCUGAACUGAUCAUAUACAAUGCAGGAACUGAUAUUCUUGAUGGUGACCCUCUGGGUAGAUUGCAGAUCAGUCCCAAUGGAAUUUCCACGAGAGAUGAAAAGGUUUUCAUGUUUGCUCGUGAAAGGAAUAUUCCAAUCAUCAUGCUCACUUCAGGUGGUUACAUGAAAUCUAGUGCUAGAGUCAUAGCAGAUUCAAUAGCAAACCUGUCGAGGAAAUCUCUGAUAACCAUCUGAUCUUAAGUGGCCAAAUAUACCAUUCACAUGAAGACUCUUCAGACAUUGUCACCUACAACCGAAGGUAGUGAAGAAGACUACAUUAGAUACCAAGAAUUCGAAGUGCAGCUGAACCACUGCGAAAUCAGGACAAGCAUAAGUUACUCUCUAAAAUGGGAUCUUCCAUGAUAAGUUAUUGUAAUUAUGUCUAUAUCUGCCAGGGUUGUAAAUAAAUUCGAUGGUGUGGGCGAUGGUCUAAUAUUUUUUUGCAGAAAUAACAUAUCACAUCUUGGUCUUGUUAGCCUAGCUAACGACUAGGGAUGUCAAAUGAGUCAAAUGAGGCGGGUUAGCCCGGAUCCGCCCUGGGUCCGGUCUUAACGGGGCAGGUUCGAGUCUAAAAAAAAUAGUUCGGGGCGGGUUAUGGAUUUUGAGUUUUAGAUUCGGCCGGAUUUGGGGCGAAUUAUAGGUUUUACUAUAAAUCCGCCUCACUCCGGAUCCGAAUCCGGAUAUUUUAAUAAUUAUUAUAAUUUAUUUA
Molecule: messenger RNA, 1714 nt
Organism: Andrographis paniculata
Lineage: Eukaryota; Viridiplantae; Streptophyta; Magnoliopsida; Lamiales; Acanthaceae
Product: histone deacetylase 2
Exons: 13
Molecular function (GO): histone deacetylase activity
Source: RefSeq, a predicted model, not a curated record